ACAACACAGUCGAUUGCAGUGAAAAUGGAGUCCUUUCCACUGUGGCUGCGAUUCUUGGCUCUAAUAUGUAGCGCUUACACGGUGUUGGCGUACGUACAAGUCAUCCCAAGUGGUACGCAGAUUUUAGAUUCCGGUGACAGUAUCACACUAUCCUGUGAAGCAACUGAAUCGGCUACCAUGGAUGCGUCCUUUGAGAUCGACGAAGAUUGGGAACCGCAGAGAAAUGCCAGAAGACGGCGAAGCGUGGAUGUGAAUCCUUCGCCAGCCGUCGGUCACUUGCGGAGGUCAGAGCGUGCGACGGGUACAACAACGAUUACCAGUGAGUUGAAUAGCCUAGGCCCCUUGGAUACACAUCGAUGGGUUUGUAAAAGUGAAAAUAAAGACGGUGAACCCAUCAGUGUCGAAACGGACACUGUGGAUAUCGUCGUCGUACAAGUGGAUACUGCAGACAGCGUCAUGGUAACCAACGGUGACGAUUCCGGUGCCGCCAUCUGGUGUACUUGCGCCGAACUGAACCCGAGUUUGUGUAGUAUCACUUGGAAAAAAGACGGCAAGCUAAUAGAUUCUCCGUCGGGAGGUGAAAUAGACGUGGACGGUGACGACAUACCGGAUGCGUUGAUGUCGAGCGAUACGCAAACGCUCGCGUUCAUGGGAAACAAGCAGUCCGAUUCCGGGGUGUACAGAUGCACCGCAGAGGUGACCGUAGAUGGGAUAAGUAAGACUAUGCCUUCAGUUGACAUCAACGUUGACAUACGUACUUCAAUUGACGUUCCUCCAAACACAGAUACUGAUCACUGUGAUGUAGUUAACGAUGAAACGGACACUGAUGGCGUAGUUCUGAUGUAUUUUCAACUACCGGACUGGGAAGGGCAUAAAUCGUACUCUGGAAACUUAGUGUUCAGCGUGAAAGCCGCCAGUAGCGUUGUCGUCCGCCUUCAAUACAGUCAGAGCAGCAUGAAUUACUUCGAAAUCAUCCUCGGAGCCGACUCUAACACCAAGUCGAUCAUCCACCGCUACAUCGGUACUAGUACGGACACAGUAUCUGCCGAGACUCCAAGGGUACUGGACUCUUCAACUUACAAGACGUUCGUCAUUUCUUACGCGUACGACAUGAUCACCGUCCGAAAAGACGACGAAACCGAGGCGUUCAUUCUCCUGACGCACCGCGAUGCUAACGAUUUCACUCCCGCAAUUAAUGUCAAACAAGUAGAGUACGGUACAAGAAAUAGAGUGGAAGGCAGCUUCACCUUCUGCCACCCAGACCCACGAGACAACAGAUUUUACCUGUCGCCUCCUGAAGAAGUAUGGGGCGCCAUUCUUACGGCCCUAAUAGGAUGUUUCGCCGUGAUCAUUGCGAUAAUUCUGGCCACCGUCACAUGCGGAAAAGCGAGUUGCUCAUGUGAUUGCUCUGGAGAUGAUACCACAGACGCAGCGGAGGAUAGCUCAAAACUUGCAGUGGGUAUAAAAAGUGACUUUCUGCCCCUGUCGCCCUCUUACGGUGGUCGUGAUGAGAAGAAAAAACGAAAGAAACACAAGAAGCACAAGAAACAAUCGUGGUCUCCACGGGAUGACUACAGUGGAAGUUACAGCGAUUAGGCAACGUCCGAAGGCGCUGUGUUCUUGCUGAAAAUAACGUAAACUGUACACGAAUCAGACGAAAAUGCAGGACAAAAAUCAUCGAAUAAUGUUUAAAUGACAUUGCCCAAUCGAUUUGUGCCAUACAUGGAAUUAAAUUGACAUUGUCAGAGUAAACAACUGAAUCGAAAGAUUAGGCGCAUGCCAACCUGAAAUUUAAAAGAUC
Molecule: messenger RNA, 1801 nt
Organism: Saccoglossus kowalevskii
Lineage: Eukaryota; Metazoa; Hemichordata; Enteropneusta; Harrimaniidae
Source: RefSeq, a predicted model, not a curated record